Molecule: messenger RNA, 2290 nt
Organism: Sciurus carolinensis (gray squirrel)
Lineage: Eukaryota; Metazoa; Chordata; Mammalia; Rodentia; Sciuridae
Gene: Polr2m
Product: RNA polymerase II subunit M
Exons: 4
Coding region: 142-1254 (370 amino acids)
Biological process (GO): intracellular signal transduction; transcription elongation by RNA polymerase II; maintenance of ER location
Cellular component (GO): nuclear envelope; nucleus; RNA polymerase II, holoenzyme
Molecular function (GO): transcription elongation factor activity
Source: RefSeq, a predicted model, not a curated record
CGAAGAAGACCUGUUCUUCCGGGAAAAUGGCGACUCCCGCUCGUGCCCCGGAGUCGCUGCCUGCCGCGGAUCCCGCGCCAGCUGAGGGGCCCUCCGAGGAAGCUGACUGCCCUCCGCCGCGCCAGCCUCAACCCCCGCAGAAUGUUCUCGCUGCCCCGCGGCUUCGAGCCCCAAGCUCCCGAGGACUUGGGGCAGCGGAGUUCGGCGGAGCUGGGGGAGAUGUUGAAGCGCCAGGAGAGACUUUUGCGCAACGAAAAAUUCAUUUGCAGAUUGCCCGACAAAGGUAAAAAGAUCUUAGACACUGUUGCCAAACUGAAAGCUGCAAUUGCAGAGCGUGAAGAGGUUAGAGGAAAACGUGAACUGUUUCAUUCUGCUAGUUUAGACUGUAAGCUAAGGCAAAAAGUAAUUGCAAGAGUUGAUGUGGAUAUAGAAAAGGCCCAGAAUUCUGACCAAAUACUUGAUACUUCAUCACUAGUUCCUGGCUGUUCCUUUGUAGAUAACAUCAAAUCAUCUAACACAAUCUCAGAAAAACAGGGACUUGUACAUCCUACUCACAAAGGCGAUGAAGAGAUUCCAGAGACUGAGUACACAGUGAACAAGGGCCCAGCUUCCCACAACGGAGCCAGGGGACCUUCCUCACCUGAAGCUAGAGAGCAUCUCCCUCAGCAUUGUGUUUCAAGUCAAGCAGAAGAUAUUUCCAGCAGUGUUGACAACCUGUUUAUUGAUAAGUUCCAAAGGUUCACAGUUGCAGACCAAGGUACACAUCACUCAGAAGAAAACACAAGUGCUGAGAACUUGACGAGCCUUUCUGGUAGGACUCCUAAGAAGCCCCAUUACAUGGAAGUGCUAGAAAUGCGAGCCAAAAACCCAGUGCCCCCACCACAUAAAUUUAAAACCAAUGUUUUACCAUCACAACAGAAUGACUCACCUAGUCACUCUCAGAGGGUAGAGUCUCCGGUUUCCUCAGCAGAGCGGCGGCGCAGGGAUAAGCAGCAUCUUGAUGACAUCACAGCAGCACGGCUCCUGCCACUUCACCAUCUGCCUGCACAGCUGCUUUCCAUAGAAGACUCUUUGGAACUUCAGAAACAGCAGAAACAGAAUUAUGAGGAGAUGCAAGCAAAGCUCGCAGCGCAAAAAUUAGCUGAAAGACUGAAUAUUAAAAUGCAGAGUUAUAAUCCAGAAGGGGAGUCUUCAGGGAAGUACCGAGAAGUAAGGGAUGAAGAUGAUGAUCAGUCCUCUGAUGAUGAAUUAUGAAGAUGGGCAUUGGGAUUAUCUCCUAAAAUUUUCAACUCUUGAGAGGUCAUUAUCUUCCAUCAGACUUCCUAACAAGUAUCAAGAUUGGUGUCAGACAUUGUUGAGGAAAAAACAUUUAUAAAGUUACAAAAAUGUCACCACAAAAAAUAAAGCUCAGUUUGUCUUUCAGAAGAUGAUCUUCGUGUGCUUGAAAAGUUUAAUAUUUCAAUAUUGUGUUUAACCAUAUUGUAUUAAAGUUUUGCGGUAUGUCAUGCAUUGGUCUGAUAUUUUAGUAUGUAGUAGAAUAUGUUUUUUUCCUCUAAGUCAAAUGGGAGUAGAUAACUGCUUUUUUCCUUAUUCUUACCUCUAUCAAAUGGCAUUUAUUAUGUCUUUCAGUGAAACACUUAGUUGUCCCAGACAUCUAAAAUAAAUUAGGAAAAAUAGUUCCCUCCUUUUUUGAGCAAUGAAGGGAGCAGUCCAAAGCACAGUGUGUGUGCUAACAUGGAGCUGAGAUCUAGGAUGUCCUUUACCUUGAAAGACACUCAGAAAAAUGCUUCACAAAUGUUUGUUUCAUUCUCUUGUCUUCCCUUAGGAAGAUUGUUAUCUUUCUUCUGAUUAGGAAUAAAGAGUACUUUGAGGAGAUCCUGGAGAGCAGAGGGUCUUUCUAGAUGACCAGAUUUGCCUGGAGGAACUUGUGGCAUAGGAAAAGCAAACUGAGAGCUAAGAAAAGGAGUAGCUGUUCUCAUGCUUCACCUGACUGGAGUUCAUUGCUCUCACAGAUGAGGUCCGUGUAUAGCACAUUCAUGUUUAGUACAAAAAUCAGUUAUUUUUUCAAAGUUAUAAUUGAAUUGUCAGUACAUUGCUUCCCCUCCUAUCCAAAAGAGGCAUAUAUAGGCUGCAGAAAUCCCAAUCUCCUAUAUAUACAUGUUCCUGUCAUUUAAAAUGAUUAUAUGGUUGUCUCCAGAGAAAUUAUGUUGUUAAAAAAAUUCCUUGUCUAAUGUGGAGCCUUUAAAAGUAUUGAAAGGAAAAAUAAAAUAUUAAUUAGAGCAACUUCAAA